This is a messenger RNA of Strigops habroptila (Kakapo), 1860 nucleotides long. Its product is annotated as solute carrier family 2, facilitated glucose transporter member 5-like. Gene Ontology annotation, biological process: monosaccharide transmembrane transport. Lineage: Eukaryota; Metazoa; Chordata; Aves; Psittaciformes; Psittacidae. Gene Ontology annotation, cellular component: membrane. The record is from RefSeq and is a predicted model, not a curated record. Gene Ontology annotation, molecular function: hexose transmembrane transporter activity.
AUGUCCCUUUCUGCAGUGUCAACUCGGAAAGGGCAGCGCCAGCAAACUGCUCUGACCUUUGGAGCUGCGGAGAUGUCUGCGAGCAGCUCUGCCCGUGCUGCCGAGUUCCCUCUCCUCCAGCGCAGGGAAACGGGCGCCUCCAAUGAGCCCCGGGGCACCCAGGCUGCCUGCCCUGCCCGGACCUGCCUUCCCUUCCUCUCCCCCUCCUGCUUCCAGCUAAAAAUGGGAGAGACGAGCCAGCCCGCCGGGCCGGGGCUGCUUUCUCCCUCCCCGCCUCCUUCCCCCUGCUCCGGCUGCAGCCUCGCCCCGACGGUCGGGAAAGAGACCCCACGGCCCGGCGGGGACAUCCCUGGGCACCUGACCUUCCCCCUGCUGUCAGUCACCCUCCUGGUGUCCUUUGGCUCCUCCAUGCUCUAUGGCUACAACCUGGCCGUGGUGAACUCGCCGGCAGCGCACAUAAAGGCUUUCUACAACACCACAUGGUCCCAGCGGUAUGGGCAUGGGCUGGCCCCUGGUCCCCUGACCCUCCUCUACUCCCUGACUGUCUCCACCUUCUCCCUGGGUGGGCUGGUGGGCUCCUUGCUGGUGGGGGUGCUGGUGAAGCGCUAUGGCAGGAGCGGUGCACUGAGCCGCAGCGCUCUCCUCGUCCUCCUGGCUGGUGGCUUCAUGGGCUUCAGCUGGGAGCUGGGGUCCCCCGAGAUGGUGAUCAUCGGCCGCUGUAUCACAGGGAUCCACUCAGGUAUCUGUCUGAGUGUGGUGCCCCUCUACCUGGGAGAAAUCGCCCCCAAGAACCUGCGGGGUUUCCUGGGGCUUGUGCCCAGCAUCUUCAUCUGCCUGGGGGUUUUCUCCGCACAGGUUCUGGGCCUCCCGGAGCUGCUGGGUGAGGACAGGUUCUGGCCCCUUUCCCUGUCCGUGGUGGUCAUUCCCGCCUCCCUCCAGCUCCUGCUGCUGCACUGCUUCCCCGAGAGCCCACGGUACCUGCUGAUAGAGAGGGACGACAUCUGCGGGGCCACCAAGGCGCUGUGCCGGUUCCUGGGGACACCCGAUGUGCAGGCUGUGAUUGAGGAGAUGAAGGAGGAACAGCAGUCACUCUCCUCUGUGGAGAUGGUCUCUGUGUGGCAGCUGCUGCAGGACCGCUCCGUGCGCUGGCAAACUCUGUCAGUGGUGGUCGUGAACGCCGGCAUGCAGCUCUCGGGCAUCGAUGCUAUCUGGUUUUACACCAACACCAUCUUCGAGAACGCCGGGAUCCCUGUAUCCCAGAUCCCCUACACCACUGUGGGCACCGGCACCAUUGAAGUUGUUGCUGGGCUGAUCGGGUGUUUCACCAUUGAGAAGCUGGGCCGGCGGCCCCUCAUCAUCACCGGCUUCUGUGCCAUGGGUAUCUGCUUGGCUGGCAUCACCAUCUCCCUGCUGCUGCAGACCACCCUGCCCUGGAUGUGCUACGUUGGCGUCGUCUGUGUGAUUGGCACCAUCGCCGGCUUCUGCAUGGGACCAGCCGGUGUCCCCUUCCUGAUGACAGCAGAGCUCUUCACGCAGUCCCACCGCCCGGCUGCCUACAUCAUCGGGGGGUCUCUCAACUGGCUCUGCAACUUCACCAUUGGCUUCAUCUUCCCCUUCUUGCAGAUGUCAGCUGGUGCCUUUUGCUUCUUGGUUUUCUGUCGUGUCUGCCUGCUGGUGGCCCUGUACGUCUACCUUGUGAUCCCUGAGACCAAGAACAAAACCUUCAUGGAGAUCAGCCACAUGUUUGACACCCACCGCUCCUUCCUCUCCAUCCCAGCCUACGUUGGGAUGAAGAAGCUCGAUGGCUACGGAGCCUUGGAGAGCAGCUCCCUGGAGGGCAAAGACUCCAACCUCCCCUGA